GAUGACGUUAAUGGGUGAGGAUGGAAUGGUUUAAAGGCAGACAGGGAUUUGCCCAGUGCUCAGUUGGUGUGAAGGGCAGGCAAUGAGCUUCUCUUCAUCCCCACACUAAAGCCAGCGAUAGACCAAAUUUUCAGUGCAGUUUCCUUUUUUACAGGUAAUGGAAACCACAAAGUGAGACACUAACAGGACAUCACUGGUGCUUGAAUGAGAAGAAGCUUCACCACACACAGCACAGCGGACAUAGCUCAAGAGGAAGAGAAGAAUCUGAUAAAGCCAUGAAAGUGUUGGCUGCAGUGAUGUGUACUUGUGUUGUGGUGGUAACUUUUCUUGUGGUCGAGUCGUGCUGCACUGAAAAGAAUAAAGCAAACCCAAGAAACUGGGGCCCACAGUCCAUGCUGUAUCUAAAAGGAAAGUAUGGGAAGAGAGUUGUUGGGGACGAUGGAUAUUACAACACCUUAGACAUGAACAUUUGGAAUCUUCUCCUCAGAGAUUACAAAAAGGCAAGAUCAUCCUGGUUCUCGGAUCACUGGAAACAAAGAACCGAUGGAAAUCGGGAGGUUGCAGCCGCGAAAUAGCCAAGUCACUGUUCGAGCUCCACAGCGUUCAAAAUG
Molecule: messenger RNA, 611 nt
Organism: Callorhinchus milii (elephant shark)
Lineage: Eukaryota; Metazoa; Chordata; Chondrichthyes; Chimaeriformes; Callorhinchidae
Product: spexin prohormone 2-like
Exons: 5
Coding region: 276-575 (99 amino acids)
Molecular function (GO): neuropeptide hormone activity
Source: RefSeq, a predicted model, not a curated record